GAUCACGUGACUUGGCAAUGUACUUCCGGUAAAUAUUGUGAAAUGUAUUCGAUAAAAUUUCCAAAACAAGGAUAGUUUCCAAGAUGAUACCGAUAUAUUAUUGGUAUUUCAUAACGUAGAAAGGACAUAUUCUGAAAUGACGGAAUCAUCAAACGUCCAGUCGUCGUCCCUGUCUGUUGACGCCCCUGUCUUCACCCCUGGCAGCUACACCACCAACGUGGGCGUGGCUUCACCUGUCAGUCACAUUGACAGACAGCCGGGAGGUGUUCCCCUCACAGAGGUCCCAGGCUACAUCACAAGCUGCUUCCCCUUUAUACAGCCCGAUCAGGGACCAAGGGGGACCACCAAGUGGGGGGCGCCUGGCGUGGGACGUGGGCGUGGCACCGGAAGGGCAUUUACAGGUCGAGGAGGCAAGUCACGGGGCCGUGGUGUCGGCGGUGCCUCCUUCCCUAGUCAGCAGUGGUCCACCAAUGUACAGGGCUACGUGCCACCCGUCCAGGCCAUGUCAGGGAGGACGUUUGAUGGGGGUACAGUGACGGGCAUGGGGGAUGGCUUACUACCUACCCCCGUGUUCCCCCCCAACUUUGGGCAGCCGGGAAUGAAUGGAUACAGUACUAGCUAUGGAAUGUUUGGUAUGAGCUCAAUACAUCAACAGAUAUCUUCACCAUCUGCGUGGAAUAACUUUCAUAAUUCACCAGGAAACAAGUUCUCAUCAAGUUUGAAAAGCAAUCAGGUCGACUCCAUGACAUACACCACCUCAGCACAGAAUCAUGGGAAAACAUGGCCGAACAACUCAUUUGUUGGUUGUCAUGACGACAGUAAAUCAAGAUCAAGACCUCGGACAAUCAUUUGUAAAGAUAUUUCCGUUCAAACAGAUUUCUCAGACGAACUGGCUGCCUUGACCCUGUCCCAAAGACCAAAUGCCUUGUACACUGUUUCCCAUUCAUGGAAGAGAAAGGAUAAAAACAGUUACGAUUCCAAUCAUGUGUCUUAUACGUCGGACUCGGAGGUGGAUUCCGACAGUGGAUACAGUAGUCCCUUACAUCGGAGAAAUGUUCGCUCCAACGGAACCGACCCAGUCGGUCCCUUGUUACUUCCUGCGCAACCAGAGCAGGAACAUGGCCGCAACCUGUUUGGACGUAACCAUAGCAACCUGUCACCUCAAAGUGGGCAGCAACUGACUUACGCAACAAUUGCUCAACAAAAACCUGGUACGCGGAGAACGUUAAGUUACAGCGAUGUUGCUGCGUCAGAGCUCAUCGCAACCUGUGAUAACACAAAUCUACCUUCUCAAAGCCCAGUUACUGUGAUAACUGUAAAUAAUGAAUCGGAUGUUAAUGAGGGCGCGCAGAAGGCGGAGGGGGGGAAGAAACGUCGAAGACGGAGAAACAGAAAGAGGAAGAAGAGGACGCAAGAGGAUGGGGGACAAAGCGAUGGAUUGUCUGCUACGGGGAGGACAUUCUCAAGCUCAAAUGUGUCGCGUACUUCUGAUGUUACGUUACAUUUCGAGGAUGAUAGUGAGUUCCCGGAUCUGUAUCCUAGCAACGUGGAAUCUGGUCAGGAGCGGGAUGUGGAUAUAAUCUCACGCCAGAGCUCCAUAUCCUACAGUCAGAUACUCAAGUCGAGUCCAAGUUCACACGUAUCACGAUGUUCGUCACGUCAGUCGGAUGAUUUCGAUCUGAGUCGUGAACAGACUGGCGAUGAAAACACAGACAACUGGCAAGACUCAAAACAGGAAUCAAAAAGUGCCCGGAAACGGCGGAAACGGCGAGAGCUUGCCAACAAGGCGGCGGAGGUGGAGUUGGCCGAGAUCAGCCUGGAGCAGCAGAUGCUGAAAGAGUUGAGUCUCAAACCCAAACAGGGCCUCGCUGGAAGUCAGGAGGCGAGCUCCAGCAAGUCACAGAAGAGUUCCAAACAAGGGGGAAUAAUCUCAGAGCCAGCUGUGGUCCAGGAGGCCAAGAAAGAUGGCGGAGGAGGAGGCGGGAAGAAGUCAAAGCAGCCAAUUGCAUUUGAUAUCGGAGCCAUGAUCACGGCUCUGGAGAAGAAGAAGGAGGUAUCUCAGGAGGACGGGAGGAAGAGCCCCGCGCGGAGGAAAGAGGAGAAAUUGACCAAAGUGUCAGCCAAUUUAUUGGAUUCAUCAGCACCGGCCAAACGAGGAAAAGAGAGAGAAAAUGCAAAGCCCAAGAAACCAAGUCCCUUGAAGAAGGUGAUCCUGAAGGAACGAGAGCAGAAGAAGAAGAUGCGUCUGCUGGACGAUGACAACGACCCCACAGGGCUGCAUAUAGCAGAGCCUCCCGUGGGUAUCGGUGUCGUCAAUGCGGAGAGUGACCUGUCUCAAGACGGUUUGAGUUCCAAGAGUUCGAUGGAGCUGGGGAACGGUGCCUCAACCAGUGCCGACCUGUCCCCCAUCAGCCAAACGUCACCGAUCUCCAUGAGCCCCCUGUCCCCCGGGGCCAGCCCCCUCAGCUCUGGCGUCAACAGCCCCAUCACCGGACACAGCAAGGACCUCAAGGCCAUGAUGAAAAUACACAGUCGCAGGUUCAGAGAAUACUGCAACCAGGUCCUGGACAAGGACAUCGACAUGUGCUGCACAGAGUUCCUCCAGGACCUGGUCCGAUUCCAGGACCGCAUGUUCCACAAGGACCCUGUCAAGGCGAAGGUGCGGCGGAGGCUGGUGCUGGGGCUGCGAGAGGUGACGAAGCACCUGAAGCUAAAGAAGAUCAAGUGCGUCAUCAUCUCGCCCAACUUGGAGAAGAUCCAGUCUAAAGGAGGACUAGACGAUGCCCUCAACAACAUCCUCAACAUGUGUCAGGAUCAGAACAUCCCCUUCGUGUUCGCCCUGGGUCGCCGCGCCCUGGGCCGCGCCUGUGCCAAGCUGGUCCCCGUCAGCUGUGCGGGAGUGUUCAACUAUGACGGCUGUGAGGAGACGUUCAACAAGCUGAUGGACUACACGGAGAAGGCGCGGCAGGCGUACAAUGAGAUGGUCCUGUGCAUUGAGAAGGAGAUGGAGGACAACCCCCACCGGGGCACCACCCACAUCUACGCCCACAUGGGACACUCUCGGACCCCGUCCGGGUGCAGCGUCAUGUCCUUCACCAGCAGCAUCCUUUCCGAACCAAUCUCCGAGAACUACCCCCACUCCGAGCCCGAAACAGACAGCAAGGGUUAUGAAAUUGUUAAGGACGUCCCUAAAAGCAGUUAUCUUAUUGUAGGAAAUGGCCUUCAUACUGAAGUGAAAGUUUCCCCAAGUUUUCAGUCGCCGGUGGAUGAGAUCGAUGACGGGAACGAGGCUGACACUGAAGACUGUUCGGAGGUCCCGGUCAAGGUUCCCUCGUCAGCCAAUGAGAAGAGUCCAGUUCAGGAUGAUAGAGAGGCUGGUCCCGGUGAAAGCGAGGCUGAAAAUGAAACCGAGGAUGCGGAUGAUUCCGAGGAUGAUGAUGAGGAAGAGGAAGAGGACGAGUAUUCAGAAAGUGAUGACACAGCAAGUUCCCAGCAUGCAUCAGACACGGUGGAAGAGCUGCCGCACAUCGACUCAAUCCACACAGGAAACUUUGAUCUCAGUGCUGAAAUUCUCUCUCAACAUUCUGGGCGCACAUUGGAUAGAAGCGAGGUGAUGUCAACCCACUCAUCACGGACGCUUGGAGACGGGAGCUCAACGAUCAUGACAGACAUGAUAGGGAUGGACAGAUGCAAGGCCGACGUGACGAAGCCGUGCGAGAGUCCCGUGCCCGGCCAGACCCGCAUGAAGCUCAGUGACAAUGACCGAAUACAGCACUGGGUGGAUGAAUCCAACACAAACCUCUCCGGCAUGGAGGAGAACUCAGAUAUCGACACCGUCCACAGUGGGAGUGUCACCGAGUCAGAAAAUGAAUCUGAGAGUCAAGGUUAUGUCAAAGGUCAACCUCUAAAACCAAUCAGUGAGUCUGGUGAAGUUGACCUCUAGGAGGCAAUGCUGCCCAUGCAAUAACCCUUGUAUAUACCAUAGAGUGUCUUUGUCGGCAUACAACACUCAAACACACACACCUUGUUGAGUUUGAUUUUUUUGGAGAGAAUUUGUCAUGAUUCUUAAAUUUCAUAGUUGGGGAUAAAUUCAGAAGAGCAGUUAUUGGAAUUAAUAUUAUAACCUUGACAUGUGAGGCAACUUGCCAUGCAGAGUUGUGUCCCUUUGCCUUUCCUGGAUCUGAUAAUAGUGGUCUCAAAUCCUAAAUAUUAACAAUCUGUGUCACAUUGUCUUCUGUCAUAUAAUUCUGACAAAUUGUUUCUGAGGCUGAUGAAGUGUGUUUCCUCCUCAUCCCUCAUAUGUGGUGUGGUGGCUCACUCACGACUGGGGUCAUUGUUUGAACGUUGCCUGCCAUGUGGACACUCCCCAGUGUGUUUUAUAUUGAAUUGCGUGUGUGAUUUGUCUGUGUGCUGCUUCCUGAAGCCAAUGGCACUUCUUAAUUUUAUAACAACAAUCAUCAUAUCACCAUGGUUAUAAUAAUCAUGAUCAUAUCGACAAUCUUGGAGUUUGUUCACUGUUCAUUGUUGGUGUUACCUGGCAACCUGUAGUUUUGUUGUGGUGGGAAGGGCUGCGUAUUUAUUGUUGGAAUCUAUUUGAAGGCAUGAUUGAGAGCCUCGCAUCAUCCACGUAUGGCCAUGCUGUAUGACUUUACAGCUGUAUGACUUUACGGCUGUAUGACUUUACGGCUGUAUGGCUUUACGGCUGUAUGACUUUACGGCUGUAUGGCUUUACGGCUGUAUGACUUUACGGAUGUAUGACUUUACGGCUGUAUGGCUUUACGGCUGUAGUGCCAUGCUGUAUGACUUUACGGCUGUAUGACUUUAUGGCUGUAUGGCUUUACGGCUGUAUGACUUUACGGAUGUAUGACUUUACGGCUGUAUGGCUUUACGGCUGUAGUGCCAUGCUGUAUGACUUUACGGCUGUAUGGCUGUAUGGCUUUACGGCUGUAUGACUUUACGGCUAUAUGGCUUUACGGCUGUAUGACUUUACGGCUGUAUGGCUUUACAGCUGUAUGGCUUUACGGCUGUAUGACUUUACGGCUGUAUGGCUUUACGGAUGUAUGACUUUACAGCUGUAUGACUUUACGGCUACGGCUGUAUGACUUUACAGCUGUAUGGCUUUACGGAUGUAUGACUUUACGGCUGUAUGACUUUACGGCUGUAUGGCUUUACGGCUGUAUGACUUUACGGCUGUAUCGCUUUACGGCUGUAUGACUUUACGGCUGUAGUGCCAUGCUGUAUGACUUUACGGCUGUAUGGCUUUAUGGCUGUAUGACUUUACGACUGUAGUGCCAUGCUGUGCUGUAUGACUUUAUGGUUGUAUGACUUUACGGCUGUAUGACUUUACAACUGUAUGACUUUACGGCUGUAUCAGAGUUUACAAAGGAUAAAAUUGAAAUUGUGAAUUUUAUUUAUAUUAUGCUUGCAUCUGUGUAAAUCAGAUGGUUUUGAAAAAUGUGUCAGAUAAUCUCUUUCUGUACAGGAAUGAGUAUUCACUUUGUUAAAUUAUUAGUGCAGUGUGUUCAGUGCAGGCCAGGUACAGUAGUACAAUAUGGUUUUGAUGAAGAAGUUUUCAGAUGUGUGCCGGUGCAGUUAAAUGGAUUCAAAUACAUUGCAGAGAAGAAAAUAAAAAUGUGAUCAGGGUUACCUCCCUUGUUUAGGUGGCAUCGAUUCCUCUGAAAACCAAACUAUGAACCGUGUCCUUGUAGUGACCGCUGCGAUGUGUUGAUGGUGAAGUGUGAUGUAUUCUACUGGUCAGUCAACUGAUGUCAUUUCUCCACUAAAGUACUGAAACAAGAUGUGAAUAGUGUGUAUGUUAUGUAAUUUGAGUACACUGCAGUAUUUUUUACCAAACAAUAUGCAAAUAUGUUGAUAUGUAUUUUUCAACACUGGAACAAUAUUAAUGAUUUUGUCUAUUUUCCUAUAACACAACAAUUUCUUGUUUCUCAGCAAUUGUCAUCAAGUUGUCAGGGUUGUGUUUUCUGUGAAAUCUGUUGCUCAGUAUUGCUUUAGUGAAGUGGACAGAUAGCAUUGUCUUGAGAUGCCAGUUGUCAUUCAGCAAAUGAGCCCUUUAUGGCAGAAACAUCUCACUCACCAUUCAGGAUGUGUACUCCUUUGUUAGUCCUUAGAAGUUGCACUCCCAGCUCACCACCCUCCAUCCCCAACCCCACAUCCCCACCCCCACCCCUCCCCACCACCCCAAACAGGUGCCCCCUCAGCAUACCCGCUCAGCAGUGUCCCCUCAGCAUACCAACUCAGCAGUGCCCCCUAAAUAAGUAGCCCCCUCACCAGAUUCCUCUUAAAUAAGUAGCACCCCUCAGCAGUACGGCUUCGAUAGUUUCCCCCUCUGCAAGUAGCCCCCUCAGCAGUGCCUCCUAAAUAAGUAGCCCCCUCAGCAGUGCCCCCUAAAUAAGUAGCUGCCUCAGCAGUACCUCCUAAAUAAGUAGCCCCUCAGCCAUGCCCCCUACAUAAGUAACCCCCUCAGCAGUACCUCCUAAAUAAGUAGCCCCCUCAGCAGUGCCCCCUAAAUAAGUAGCCCCCUCAGCAAUGCCCCCUAAAUAAGUAGCCCCCUCAGCAGUACCUCUUUUGUAGUUACCCCUUUGGUAGUUACCCCCUCAGCAGUUGCCCCCUGAUACCAUAACUACCGUAAAUAUGAACUGGACAAAGUAACAUAAGUGUGUUAGCUCAUGCAGGAGGUUUGAGACCUCUCCACCACCUGCAGUGUGAGAUGUCUGGAGACCCCCGCCCCCCCUCUCCACCACCUGCAGUGUGAGAUGUCUGGAGACCCCCGCCCCCCUCUCCACCACCUGCAGUGUUAGAUGUCUGGAGACCCCCGUCCCCCUCUCCACCACCUGCAGUGUGAGAUGUCUGGAGACCCCCGCCCCCCUCUCCACCACCUGCAGUGUGAGAUGUCUGGAGACCCCCGCCCCCCCUCUCCACCUGCAAUGCUGUUCAACAUGUGGAGUCCAUCAGUUGUACACAAUAGAAUAAAGCUUCACAAAUCUC
Messenger RNA from Haliotis rufescens (red abalone), 7005 nucleotides. RefSeq lists its product as uncharacterized. Lineage: Eukaryota; Metazoa; Mollusca; Gastropoda; Lepetellida; Haliotidae. Bases 137 to 3943 code for a protein of 1268 amino acids. Gene Ontology annotation, molecular function: mRNA 3'-UTR binding; selenocysteine insertion sequence binding; ribonucleoprotein complex binding. Gene Ontology annotation, cellular component: ribonucleoprotein complex. Gene Ontology annotation, biological process: selenocysteine incorporation. The record is from RefSeq and is a predicted model, not a curated record. The transcript has 17 exons.